AGCUGUUCCUGCACGUCCUGGAGUCAAGAGGACAUCUUGGCUUCUCACCAACAACAAGACUGAAGGAAGAUCCUUGGAAGAGGCUUGUGGGUGCCACCAUGAUGCCCCAACUCUUGGCUCUGCUCUGCACUGGGCUGUGUGCCGGCCAAGGAGGCAGGACAACUGAUGAGUCCCUUCCCAAGCCCUCCCUCAGGGCCUGGCCCAGCUCGGUGGUGCCUCCCAAGAGUAAUGUGACACUGCAGUGCCAAACGUCUACCAAGAAUGUCAACUUUGUUCUCAGGAAGGGAAAAGUUCUAUUGCAGUCCGUGCAAUCACAGGCUUCCACAGAGGGCCUGGCUGAAUUUCACCUCACUGACCUAAAAACCGACAAUGCUGGAGAGUACACCUGUGAGUACUACAGACUAGGGAGCCCGUACGUAAGUUCGCAGCCCAGUGAUGUCCUCCUACUGCUGGUGACAGGAGAUUUAACAAAACCUUCCCUCCAAGCCCACCAAAGGGGGGAGGUGACCGCAGGAGACACUGUGACCCUGCAGUGCCAGAGGCCGGACAAUAUUUUCGUGCCUGUAAUGUUCGCUCUACUGAAGGCGGGGGCAGCAGAGCCCAUACGGGUCCAGAGUCCUGCAGGGAAGGAGACGGACUUCUCCCUCCGGACUGUGACAGUCAGUGAUGCCGGGAACUACAGCUGUGUGUACUUCCAGACACGGAUUCCUUUCUGGGCUUCACACCCUAGCGAUCAUCUUGAGAUCCAGGUGACAGGGACCACUGGGAUCACCGGGAUCACCCUCAUUGUCAUCUGCAUCUUUCUCUUCCUCCUUGGAACCUUCCUCAUCUGCAAAUACACCCGAUGUGGGACAGCUCCGGACAAGAUGACCAAACGGUAG
Odobenus rosmarus divergens (Pacific walrus) is the source of this 881-nucleotide messenger RNA. RefSeq names its product T-cell-interacting, activating receptor on myeloid cells protein 1-like. NCBI's taxonomy places the organism in Eukaryota, Metazoa, Chordata, Mammalia, Carnivora, Odobenidae. The transcript has 6 exons. The record is from RefSeq and is a predicted model, not a curated record. Gene Ontology annotation, cellular component: plasma membrane. Bases 99 to 881 code for a protein of 260 amino acids.